This is a messenger RNA of Cucurbita moschata (crookneck pumpkin), 1235 nucleotides long. Its product is annotated as probable membrane-associated kinase regulator 5. NCBI's taxonomy places the organism in Eukaryota, Viridiplantae, Streptophyta, Magnoliopsida, Cucurbitales, Cucurbitaceae. The transcript is spliced from 2 exons. The record is from RefSeq and is a predicted model, not a curated record. The coding region runs from base 108 to 1034 and encodes 308 amino acids. Gene Ontology annotation, cellular component: plasma membrane.
AGUCUGGCACGUGUUCGGCGGCCCUUCUCCUCCACACGCGGCAGUUCUAUAAAACCCUCCAAACCCCCACCACUCUUAUCUGUCUUUCUCCUGAUCCCCUCUCCGACAUGGAAGCUCUCGACUUCGUUAAGCUCCAUAAUCUCUACGCCCAUUUUUCCUCCAUUGUUGAAACUGCAUAUAAUCUGAAUCGUUCUGACAAUCACGAUGAAGAUUCAUUCUUCGAUUUGGAUUUCGUCUCUCUUCCAACAUCAGAAACCGGCAAAUCUCCCGACGAGAAGAAUCUCACACGCUCCGGCGAAAACGAACUCUGCUUCCCUCAACGGAAUCUUCUUCGCUCCCAAUCUGAUCUCAUCUCCAAACGAAAAAUCCUUCCGAUUGAACUCAGUUCGAAGCCAGAGUCUCCGGUUUCAGUUUCGAUUCUAAAAUCGGCACCUAGACUCUCAAUUUCCUUGUUCAAGAAGCCGAAAUUAAUGGCGAAACAGAAGACUGACGAAACAGAGUCGGCCUCACUCAAAUUACAGAACACAGAGAGCAAACGAUUCGCCUUCAAACUGAACAGACUUAACAGUUCCAGAAACAAUAAUCGAAUUGAUGCAUCUGAGCGUCAAUCGAAGAGAUUCUCCGGAGAAGGAAUACAGAAGUAUCUGAAAUUAAUCAAGCCUCUGUACGUGAAAGUUUCGAGGAAACAAAACUACAGAUCGUCGCCGGUAUCUUCACCGGUGACAUCAAUUGAUGAGAAGCAGAGGAAUAUUGCGAUAGGCAUUCGAGUGGUUUGUAGGCGUCUAGGGAAGAGUAAAUCAUCAUCAUCAGCGACUGGAAUGGCCGUAUCGCCGACGAAUCGGCGAGACGAUUCGCUUUUGCAGCAAGACGACGGGAUUGAGAGCGCGAUUUUGCACUGCAAAAGGUCUUUCAGCGCUAGCAGAGAUGAUGUUGAUGGAACUUGUGACGAUAAUCUGUUCGGGACUGGCGAUUUGCAGAAGCAGAAGGCGGGAACAGAUGCUUUCUCAGAAGCCAAACAAGGCGAACAGCGUUGAAGAGAGAAGAGAUUGUGUGUGUGUGAAAGUUUUUCGGGUUUCGCUGUAAAAAGAUGAAAAAAAUCAAACUGAAUUAGACAGUGCAUGACAGUUUUCGUUUUUUCUUUUCUUAGAAAACGAUAAACAGUGACUCGGUGAGUCUUGUAGUGGCUGACUCGCUCCGUCGUGUAUUUACUAAAUAAUAUUUAAAAAUCAUGAUUU